Messenger RNA from Amphibalanus amphitrite, 8249 nucleotides. RefSeq names its product eIF-2-alpha kinase activator GCN1-like. Lineage: Eukaryota; Metazoa; Arthropoda; Thecostraca; Balanomorpha; Balanidae. The record is from RefSeq and is a predicted model, not a curated record. Gene Ontology annotation, biological process: regulation of translation; cellular response to amino acid starvation. Gene Ontology annotation, cellular component: cytosol. The transcript is spliced from 45 exons. The coding region runs from base 136 to 8187 and encodes 2683 amino acids. Gene Ontology annotation, molecular function: protein binding; protein kinase regulator activity.
CUCUAACACAUGCGUAGCCGGUUAACCCUCUGUGUACCUCCUUUUGCAUUAGAAUUUUGCCGGCUGGACACAUCCGGUGCUAGGAUUUUAUCUAUUGGCAGUUUCAAGCUCGACUUUUGAAGGUUAAGGAGACAAAUGGAGGAAAUAAAAGCAUUGCUGAAAGAAAUCCCUGGAAGAAUAGGGUCUGCAAGUUUAAAGGAGCGAAAGCAUGUGUUUGAACAAUUGGAAAAGGCAAUCAAGACAGCAGAACUGCCCGAGCCGGCAGUGCGUGGUAUCUGCAAGCUGCUGGGCUCCACGCUGCACCGCUACCACGACCACAAGUCGCGCGCGCUGGUGGCCGGCGCCGUGCGCCAGCUGGCCACCACCCACGGCGCCGCCGCCGGCAAACACCUGCCGCCGGUGCUGGCCGAGCUGGCGCGGCCCUGCAGCGUCGCACACGCCUCUAAGACGCUGGCGGGCACCCAUCUGGCGGCGUUCUCUUGGUGCUGCACCCUUCUGGAGCUGAGUUUCGCGGCGCCGACGGCCGAACAGCGGGAGGAGUUCGCGGCGCUCGCCGGCGCCCAGGCUCGUCUGCUGGCCAGUGUGGUGGCCUCCGAGAAAUCGGCUCUCGUCAGCAGGGCCCACCGCAUGUUUUGCCAGGCACUCCGAUCGGACGCCCAGAUAGCGAGCUACGUGGAGUUUCUGUCACGCUCGGAUGUGUCGCUGCCCGACCUGGUGCUGGGUGCCCAUCUCAGCCGCUGCCUGACCGAGAGGAAGCAAACCGAGAAGAUCGCCCAGGUCAAGAAGCCGCUGCUAGCCGGCCUGGUGCGUCUGGUGGUGGGUGGCAAGAGCCGCGCGCCGCCGGCCGCCCUGCUCUACUGCGGACACGCGCUGCGCCACGUCAGCCACGCCGAGUUCUCUGGCGAGCUACUGCCGGCGCUGGGGCGCGCGCUGCUGCGCAGUCCCGAGCUGGCCGUCGGUCACACGGCCUCCAUACUGGCCGGCCUCUCGAUCGACCUCAGCCAGUACGCCGAGGAGCUGGCCAAGCCGCUCUCCACUCAGGCGCAUAGCAAGGAUGAGCGGACGCGCGAUGAGGCGGUGGGCGCGCUGGAGGCGCUGGCCGCCCGCUGCAGCGACGCCUCGGCCGUCGAGAAGCUGCUGGCUCGCCUGGUGGCCGUGCUGGACGGAGCCGACGGAAAACUGACCGUGGCCGACCAGAAGAUAGCGGUUCUCAAGGCGGUCGGCGGCGUGUCUCAGUGUUGUGUGGCCGGCAGCAGCACCCAGAGCCUGGUGUCCUCGGCUGCCGCCGCGCUGCUCAGGGUGUUUGAGCAGGAGGCUCACGAGGGCACCGUGGUGAUGGCGCUCGCCCAGCUGCGGCGGUGGUGUGCCAAAAUCACCGGACAGCCGCCGCAGCAGCUGGCCGACUGGUUCCAGACGUGUCUGGGUCAAAAGUCGGCCACCUCGGCCGUGCGCCUGGGCCAGCUACUCUGUAUGGAGACGACGUACCGUGGCGCCGCCCUGCCGGGCUUGCAGGGGCUGGCCGAGCCGCUCAACAAGACCGUGGAGCGCGCCGCUGCCAAUAGCACGCAGCUGCCCAUGGUGUCUGAGGGCGUGGUGGCCGCCCUGUUGCUCUCCCGCAUGACGGACGUCGACCCUUCCGUCAACCUCGACAGCGUCUUCAACCUGGUGCUAGACGAGAAGCGUACACUCUUCAACGAGAAGUUCAUCAACUCCGCCAGCGACGACGCCGUGGUGUGUCUCUGUCAGCUCUGUGAGCGGCUGCUGCUGACGCACGCCGAGCGACUGGGCCGGGCGCCCGGUGCGGACGGCCCGGUGGCCCGCGGUCUGGUGCUGGCGCUCUGCAGGCCGACGGCGGCCUCCGUGCGCUCGGCGGCGGCCGGCUCGGCGCGCCGUCUGUCGGCCGCUCUGGGCGGCGCCCAGCUGUCGGCGCUGCUGCUGGACCAGUGUCAGGACUACAUCAGCGCGGCCAACGUGCAGGUGAGGCUGCCGUCAGGACUACAUCAGGACUACAUCAGCGCGGCCAACGUGCAGCGGUCGUCGGCGGACCGCGAGCCGACCGACCUGACCUCCGACCUGGUGGCCUACUGCCUGGCGUCUGUGUGCUCCGACAAGGCCGUGCAGCCGGCAGAGGCCGAGAUGUUGGCGCUGCGACUGCUCCAGCCGGCCCACCACCCCGCACUCGCGGCCGACCACCCGGACCUGUGGUGUCGGAUCGUCACCAAGAUGGGCCUGGAGCCGGCCGAGUUCAUCCGUCACCGUCAGACCAAUCUAGUCAAACUGUUCACCGACGACUAUCAACCCACGCCGACGUGGGAGGCGGCGUUCUCGACGCUGACGACGCUGGCCGGCGACGUGCUGCUGCCGGACGUAUCGCAGUUCGUGCUGAGCCGACUGCGCGACGAGCGCCUGAUGGCCGUCACACUGGAGGAGUUCAACAUCUAUCGCACGCCCGAGGGGACGCUGUACGACACCAGCGUCAAAGACAGCGCCAAGGAGGUGCAGUCAGGUAACAUUGCGCGUGAGAGCAAGCUGUACUCGUACAAGGAGCAGAUGGAGGAGAUUGCGCUUCGUAAGGAGUUGGAGGCGAAACGGGCUCGCGAGGGCCGCGCAGGGCCCGAGAAGCUGACGCCCAAGCAGAAGGAGGCGGUGGCCCAACAGCUAGAGAAGGAGAGCAAGAUCCGGAGCCGUGUUGCAGAGGUGGACAGCCAGUUCAGCGUGGCCGCCUCCCUGCUGCGAGGGGCGGUUGGCGGCGACCCGGCGGCCCUGCAGCAGCAAUACACAGAGCUGGUGCCGGCGCUGCUGGCCUCCCUGCAGUCAGCUCUGGCGGCGCCGGUCACCAGCCAGCUCUGGCUGCGGCUCGUCCGACUGGCCUUCGCCAAGGAGGACCACGUACUCGCUGAGACGGUGGCGCGCGUGACGCUGCGCCUGUGCGCGCCGCAGUGCGCCACGGACGCCGGCUGGGAGGCCGAGCGGCCGGCGUCGGCCGUCUACCGGCGGGUGGUGCUGGCGCUGUACGACCGCUGCUCGGCCGGGGACGGCUCGCCGCUCAGCGCGCCCGCCUUCAUCGUCUGCUUCCCGCUGCUGCGCCAUGUGCUGGAGACGGACACCGAGAACGAGGACGUGAUGAUCAAGGGACUCAAGCUGGUGGAGAUGCACGCCCAGCUGCGUGGCGAUGGUGACCUGCUGGACCCGUCCCUGCUGCCGCGAGAGGCGCUCGACAGGCUUGUCCUGCGCAUCAUCGCCGUGCACGGCCGCCGGCUGGCCUCCGAAGUCACGCCGCCGCCGCCUCUCUCGGUCACCACCACCGCCGUCACCACGGCAGGCACGGCGUCGGGCCGCGUGCAGCAGAAGGCGUGCGGCGCCCUGCUGGAGCUGGCAGCGGCCGCCGCCGGCGAGGAGGGCUGCGCGGUGGCCGGCAGAGCCGAGGUGCAGGUGCUGCUGGACGCUCUGCGCAGUCCGGUCGACUCGGUCCGGGAUGCCGCGCUCCGGAGCCUGGACGUUCUGGCGGACGUGCUCGACUGUCUGGAGGGCUCCGACCUGUCCGCAGUGCUCGCCGAGCGGGUCUUCCUCGCACGAUUCGACGUCUCCGAGGAGAUCAAGUCGGCCGGUGACCUGUUGUGGGAGCGCCUCUCGCUCUCCGAGGGCCCCUGGAUGAUCGCUCCGCUGCUGGAGGACGUGGUGUACCCGGAGGAGUGCGUUCAGCGGGCGGCGGCCAGCGCGCUGGCCAGUCUGGUGGACGGACACAGAGACCAGACCGCGCCCGUGCUGGACCGGCUGCUGGCGCUCUACGAGGACAAACUGCAGAUGACUCCGCCUGUACUGGACCAAUUCGGCCGGGUGGUGGAGGAGUCUUUGGAUAUCUGGCAGCCCCGCGUCGGUGUGGCGCUCGCCCUCAAAGCCAUUGGACCGUUCUGCACUGACGACCUCAUCGCAAAGAUCAUGUCGUUUUUCGUACCGACCGGCCUGGGUGACCGCGCGGCCGACGUCCGAAACGGAAUGCUCUCGGCGGCUCUCACCUGCGUCGAGGCUAACGGGAAGGAGGCGGCCACCAGUCUGCUGCCCGUGUUUGACGAGUUCCUGGACUCGGCGCCGGCCACGCAGAACUACGACUCUGUCCGCCAGUCGGUCGUCAUCCUGAUGGGAUCGCUGGCCAAACAUCUCAGCAAGACGGACCCCAAGGUGAAGCCGAUCGUCACCAAGCUGAUCCAGGCGCUGGACACGCCCUCCGAACAGGUACAAACCUCCGUGGCGUCCUGUCUGCCGGCGCUGGUGCCCGCCAUCAAGGAGGACGCUCCGGCCAUGGUCCGUCAGAUGCUCGGCCGUCUGCUCGAGUCGGAUAAGUUCUCCCAGCGGCGCGGCGCCGCGUACGGUAUCGCCGGCCUUGUCAAGGGCCUGGGCAUCCUGGCGCUCAAACAGCUGGAGAUCAUGACGGUGCUCAUCAACGCCAUUCAGGACAAGAAGGACUGCAAGAAGCGAGAGGGUGCGCUGUUUGCCUUCACCAUGCUGUGCAACAUGCUGGGCCGCCUGUUCGAGCCGUAUAUCGUACACGUGCUGCCGCACCUGCUGCUCUGCUACGGCGACUCCAACUCGUACGUGCGUGAGGCCACUGACGAGACGGCGCGUGCCGUCAUGUCCAACCUGUCUGCGCACGGAGUGAAGCUGGUGCUGCCCUCGCUGCUGGCCGCCCUGGAGGAGGACUCGUGGAGGACCAAGGCCGGCUCCGUGGAGCUGCUGGGCUCGAUGGCGUUCUGCGCGCCCAAGCAGCUCUCGUCCUGUCUGCCGAGCAUCGUGCCACAGCUGAUCGAGGUGCUGGGAGACUCCCACCAGCGGGUGCAGCGGGCUGGCGCACAGGCACUCAAACAGAUCGGCUCCGUCAUCAGGAACCCCGAGAUCCAGGCGAUCGUUCCGACGCUGCUGUCGGCGCUGCAGGACCCGGCCAACCGCACCUCGCUGGCGCUGACCAUCCUCAUCGACACCAAGUUCGUGCACGUCAUUGACGCGCCGUCGCUGGCGCUCAUCAUGCCCGUGGUGCAGCGCGCCUUCCAGGACCGCUCCACCGAGGUGCGCAAGAUGGCUGCGCAGAUCAUUGGGAACAUGUACUCUCUGACAGACCAGAAGGACCUGGCGCCCUACCUGCCGGGCAUCAUCCCCGGCCUCAAGUCGUCGCUGCUCGACCCGGUGCCCGAGGUGCGCAGCAAGUCCGCUCGCGCGCUGGGCGCCAUGGUGCGCGGUAUCGGCGAGUCGUCGUUCGAGGACCUGCUGCCGUGGCUGAUGCAGACGCUGACCUCCGAGCAGAGCUCUGUGGACCGCUCGGGCGCCGCGCAGGGUCUCAGCGAGGUGGUCGGAGGACUGGGCGUCCAGAAACUGCACAAACUCAUGCCGGACAUCAUCGCCACGGCCUCUCGGACGGACAUCGCGCCGCACGUCAAGGACGGCUACAUUAUGAUGUUCAUCUACAUGCCAAUGGUGUUCCAGGAGGAGUUUACCCCCUACAUCGGACAGAUCAUCCCGGCCAUCCUCAAGGCGCUGUCCGACGAGACCGAGUUUGUGCGCGACACGGCGCUGAAGGCCGGCCAGCGGAUCGUGCACACGUACGCCGCCUCGGCCAUCCAGCUACUGCUGCCCGAGCUCGAGACGGGCAUGUUCGACGACAACUGGCGCAUUCGACACAGCUCCAUCAAACUGCUGGGAGACCUGCUGUACCAGAUCUCCGGCGUCUCGGGUAAGAUGAGCACGGAGACUGCCGGCGACGACGACAACUUCGGCACGGAGCAGAGCCAGCAGAGUAUCAUCAAGAUCCUGGGCCCGGAGCGUCGGAACCGCGUGCUCUCCGGACUGUACAUGGGCCGCUCGGACGUUGCGCUGAUGGUGCGCCAGAACUCGCUGCACGUGUGGAAGAUCGUGGUGCCCAACACGCCGCGCACGCUGCGCGAGAUCCUGCCGACGCUGUUCACCCUGCUGCUCGGCCACCUGGCCAGCACCAGCCACGACAAGCGGCAGGUGGCGGCCCGCACGCUCGGCGACCUGGUGCGGAAGCUGGGUGAGCGCGUGCUGCCGGAGAUCAUCCCUAUCCUGGAGCGCGGCCUGGAGUCUGAGGAGGCCGACCAGCGCCAGGGCGUCUGUAUCGGACUUAGCGAGAUCAUGUCCUCCACUAGCAAGGAUAUGGUGCUGGCCUUCGUGGACAGCCUGGUGCCCACAGUGCGGAAGGCUCUGUCGGACCCUCUGCCGGAGGUGCGCGCCGCCGCCGCACAGACGUUCGACUCGCUGCACAACACGGUGGGCACGCGCGCCCUGGACGAGAUCCUGCCGCCGCUGAUGGAGCAGCUCAGCCAGCCCGACCAGGCGGAGUACGUGCUGGACGGCCUGCGUCAGGUGAUGACCAUCAAGUCGCGGGUCGUCCUGCCGUACCUAGUGCCGCAGCUCGUAGCGCCGCCCGUCAACACCAAGGCGCUCAGCAUCCUGGCCUCGGUGGCCGGCGACGCGCUGACACGCCACCUCAACCGCAUCCUACCGGCGCUUAUGUCGGCCAUGGGCGACGCCGAGCCGGGCGAGGCGGCUGCCGAGCAGGCCGGCUACUGCCAGUCGGUGAUCCUCUCCGUCACAGAGCCGGCCGGCGUGCGUGUCGUUAUCGACGAGCUGCUGGAGGCGACGCGCGCCGGUUCGACGCCGCGCCGGCGCGCCGCCGCCGCGCUGCUGGCCUCGUUCUGCGGCCAGACGCGCGCAGAGUACGAGCAGCACGUGUCACAGCUGCUGCGCGGACUGACGCACCUCUUCAUCGACGAGGACGACAAGCUGCUCCAGUCUGCCUGGGAGGGUCUGAGCGCCGUCAUCAAGCGACUGGAGUUGGACGACGAGCACAGCUACUACAUCCCGGACGUGCGGCAGGCGGUCCGCUUCGCCGCCAGCGACCUCAAGGGACGCGACCUCAUGCCCGGAUUCUGUCUGGCCAAGGGCAUCACGCCGAUCCUGCCGAUAUUCCGCGAGGCGGUGCUGAACGGCGCUCCGGAGCUGAAGGAGUCCGCGGCGCUCGGACUGGCCGAGAUCAUCCGCCUGACGUCGGCGGCGGCGCUGCGCACCAGUGUGGUGCACAUCACCGGGCCGCUGAUCCGCAUCCUGGGCGACCGGUUCGCCUGGAACGUCAAGGUGGCCGUGCUCGAGUGUCUGGCGCUGCUGCUGGAGAAGGUGGGCCUGAUGCUGAAGCCGUUCCUGCCGCAGCUGCAGACCACCUUCCUGAAGGCGCUCAGCGACCCGCACAAGCAGGUGCGCCUGCGCGCCGCCACGGCGCUCGGUCGGCUCAUACCGAUCCACACGCGAGUGGACCCGCUGUUCACUGAGCUGCACACCAGCAUCCGCACCGCAGAGGACACCGGCGUCAGGGACACCACACUGCAGGCGCUGCGGAACCUGGUCGGCCCGGCCGGAGACAAGAUGAGUGACGCGGUGCGCUCGCCGGUGCUGACCACCCUGCUGGAGCUGCUGUCGCACCCCGAGGAGAGCACGCGGCUGGCGGCGGCCGGCUGCCUGGGCACCCUGUGCCGCUGGCUGCCUGCCGAUGAGCUGCAUGUCGCCUACCGGGACACAAUGCUAGAUGACGACGCGAUGCUGGACUGGACGGUGCGCCACGGCCGGAGCGCGGCGCUGUACGUGGCUCUGAAGAGCGCGCCCGAUCAGGUGCUCACAGAGGACUGGGAGAAAAAGACGGCCAGGGUGAUCGUCAACUACAUGCAGUCUGACCGUCCGCCGCUGGUGAUGAACGGUUUGCGGGCGGCCGGCUACAUGCUGCGCCACCAGCUGGCCGCAGGACGGGCCGCCGGCUCCCCGCUGGCCACGCCGCUCGUCAGGGCCAUCAACAACAACAGCAACGAGGUGAAGCAGCUGUCUGCGCAGGUGGUGGAGCUACUGGCCGUCAGCCGCGAGCAGCCGCUGCCCGCAGAGCUGGCGCGACUCGUCAUCCCGAUGCUGGUUAACGGCACCAAGGAGAAGAACACGGUUGUGCGCACUUGCGCCGAGAGCGCGCUCGUGGCGGUGCUCAGGCUCAAGGAAGGCGAGGCGACGCAAGAGGAGAUGCUGGCGAUGCUCGACUCUGGCGCGCGCGACUCGCUUCAGGAAGUGAUCAGUAAGGUGUUGCGGAAGGACGUGACGGCCGUCCAGCAGAUUCGUGAUCUCGACGAGACGCUGAUCAGCUGAUAUCGCCGCGCCGCGUACCAAGUGAUUUAUAUUGAGAAUGAAAUACAGAGGGGGUUCUUUGG